This is a messenger RNA of Heterocephalus glaber (naked mole-rat), 791 nucleotides long. Lineage: Eukaryota; Metazoa; Chordata; Mammalia; Rodentia; Bathyergidae. The record is from RefSeq and is a predicted model, not a curated record.
UUAUUACCUUUUAGGGUUUAUUUUCGCUUCUCAGAAUACCAAUGGACUCAAGUACAAAAUGAUCGGAUAAUGCAAAGUUGAGCACAUGUGGUACAAUAACUUCAAAUGUUUUAUUAUUUACCAGAAAGUUUAUAAAAGCUUUGAUUGAAGAUGUCCUCCUUGUUCACUGAAGAAAUUUGCCUUUCUAAAAGACAUGAAGAAAUAGUAUCACAAAGAUUAAUGUUACUUCAACAAAUGGAGAAUAAAUUUGGAGAUCAAAACACAGAAAAGGUAUCUCAGCUGCAAGCAGCUGAGACUGCUUUCCAAAGGAAUCUUAGCCUCUUAAAGGACAUAGAAGCAGCUGAAAAGUCUCUACAGAGCAAGAUUCGCCCACAUCCACCGCCUGAAGUGGUUUCUCUUGAGACUCGUUACUGGGCAUCAGUAGAAAAGUAUAUUCCCAAAUGGGAACCGUUUCUCUUACGACAAGCACCAUAUCCUAUUGGUGUUGAACAUCAGAAUGAAGCAGAAAACACCAUUCUAAAUGAGGCAUAAUGAUAACUUCUUCAUAUGCUAUCUUAAAAACCUCCUUAAUGAAGCUGAAUAUUAAAGAACUUGUGGGUAAUUGCAGGAACUUUAGGAAUUGAAUAUGUUGAUAUUGUUUCAUUAUCUCUAAAUGACAAUGAAGAUAUGAGAAUCUAUUGAGAAGUUUCUGAUCAUCUCUACCAUUCAGGGUCAUCAUCUGCUUUCUACCAUACCCAUGGGAACUGUUAAAAGUUAAUAUUAAAGUAUUAUUAAAUAUAUUAUUAAAUCAG